GAGCGACACACAUACUGAGUGUGAAGUGUCAUUGUCAAUCUAGCCUUUCUCCUUGUGGCUGACAGUGACAUCGACAACCUCGCUCUUGUCACCCUGCUGCCUGUAUCUGUAUUCUUGUGGAAUGAUGACUGAUCUCAGGAUAGCUAAGAAUGCCUUAUUGGCUGGGUUGCCCAACAGUCCCCCCAGAAAGCCUAUUCUCAAGAGACGGAGCCUCAGUGAUAGCUCGGACCUGUUUGCCAUGAUCGAGAGGAUACAGGGUUGCAGAAUGGAUGAGCAGAGAUGCCCCCUCCCUCCCCCCCUCAAAACAGAAGAGGACUACAUCCCAUAUCCCAGCGUUCAUGAGGUUCUUGGUCGGACUAGCCCUUUUCCACUCAUCCUGCUGCCCCAGUUUGGAGGCUACUGGAUCGAAGGUACCAAUCAUGAGCUUAAAGACCCACCAGAGGCUGAUCAACCGCCCUGUGCUGCCUCCCACAUCAAACUGGAGACAAACAGCACCGCCAAGAUCUACAGGAAGAAUUUCAUGGGCAAGGAACACUUUAAUUAUUACACCAUGGAUGCUGCCCUGGGCCACUUGGUCUUCUCCAUGAAGUACGAUGUCAUUGGGGAUCAAGAGCAUCUGCGCUUGAUGCUUCGCACAAAGAUAAAAACUUACCAUGAUGUCAUUCCCAUUUCCUGCCUUACCGAGUUCCCCAAUGUGGUUCAGAUGGCCAAGCUUGUUUGUGAAGAGGUAAACGUGGAUAGGUUUUAUCCUGUCCUCUACCCAAAGGCAUCAAGGCUCAUUGUCACCUUUGAUGAGCAUGUGAUCAGCAACAACUUCAAGUUUGGGGUCAUUUAUCAAAAGUUUGGCCAGACUUCAGAGGAGGAGCUGUUUGGGAACAUGGAAGAAAGUCCGUCCUUUGUCGAGUUCUUGGAGUUUCUGGGCCACAAGAUUGAGCUUCAUGACUUUAAAGGGUUUCGGGGCGGGUUGGAUGUCACUCAUGGGCAGACGGGGGCAGACUCCGUCUACACAAGUUUCCAUAAUAAGGAGAUUAUGUUCCAUGUGUCCACCAAGCUGCCUUACACAGAGGGAGACUCGCAGCAGCUGCAGAGGAAGAGGCACAUAGGCAACGACAUCGUGGCCAUCGUGUUCCAGGAGGAGAACACGCCCUUCGUACCAGACAUGAUCCAGUCCAACUUCCUGCACGGGUAUGUGGUGGUGCAGGUGGAGAACGCGUGUACAGACAAUGUCACCUACAAGGUGUCGGUGACGGCGCGGGAUGAUGUACCAUUCUUCGGGCCCGCUCUGCCUGACCCAGGCAUAUUCAAAAAGGGCCCAGAGUUCCGCGAGUUUCUCUUCACGAAGCUCAUCAAUGCAGAGUACGCCUGCUACAAGGCUGAGAAGUUUGCCAAGCUCGAGGAGCGCACACGCUCAGCCCUGUUGGAGACUCUGUACGAGGAGGUGCACAUCAACAGCCAGUCCAUGAUGGGUCUGGGUGGAGACGAAGAUAAGCUGGAGAACGGUGCCGGCGGAGGGGGAGGAGGCUUCUUUGAAUCCUUCAAGCGGGUCAUCCGCAGCAGAAGCCAGUCUAUGGACGCCAUGGGCCUCAGUAACAAGAAGUCACACACAGUCUCCACUAGUCACAGUGGCAGCUUUACCCACAAUCCCGCAGAGAGCCCCAAAACCCCAGGGAUUUCAUUGAUCAUUCCUGGGAAAAGCCCAACCAGGAAAAAGUCCGGGCCCUUCAGCUCCCGUCGCAGCAGCGCCAUUGGCAUCGAGAACAUCCAGGAGGUCCAAGAGAGGAGCCGAGAGGUGUCACCAAGCACCCAGAGGACACUGGAGGGAACCCACUUUUCGCAGGAAAACAGAUCAGACAACUCCUCCAAUCACAGCUCUCCAGAAUUCCCCAAUACCAAGAACAGUUUGGCGAUGUGUUGCAGGGCGCCGUCCAUCCCCGAGGCUCAGGACCUUUCCCGCUCCUCCUCCAACGCCAGCAGCUUUGCCAGCGUAGUGGAGGAGCACGAUGCAGAGGAGGAUUACGACACUGGACUGGAAAGUGUGUCUUGUGUUACGCCACUCAAGGGGGAGUCAUUUGUGUACAGCUCUGCAGCAGACGACAGUGCGUGCAGUACCAGUCAGGGGAGUUUUUCAGCAGCGUCUCCUCCUCAGCAGCAACCGGACGGAGUGAAGACGCCGGAGCCAAAAGGGACAGACAGCCGGCCCAAGACAGAGCCGCCCUCGCAGGAGCACAAGUUCUCUUCGAACUGUUAGCCACACUCCUCUGAUCACUGCAUCGACAUCCAUCUUCAGCAUUACCAUAAGAGGCAUCUUUUGCCAAAUAUACGAGCCAAAGGGCAUUUGAACUCCACCAGUGACGGGGGAGAGGAGCAGAGUUAGAAGCCAGAUCAAGAGACUGAUGGAUCUUCCUUUGUAUGUUUGGUGAUGGAUCCUAUGGUGACAGACACCCAGCUCCAUGGACAUGUCCCUACCUAUCGCCCUCAUUCCAGCUCCAUGUGGAAACCCCUAACUUGAGUGCUCAAGGCAAAGGAGCAGAGACCUCCACC
This is a messenger RNA of Anoplopoma fimbria (sablefish), 2541 nucleotides long. RefSeq names its product RAP1 GTPase activating protein b (gene rap1gapb). The transcript is spliced from 23 exons. Gene Ontology annotation, biological process: regulation of small GTPase mediated signal transduction; activation of GTPase activity. The coding region runs from base 122 to 2248 and encodes 708 amino acids. Gene Ontology annotation, molecular function: GTPase activator activity. NCBI's taxonomy places the organism in Eukaryota, Metazoa, Chordata, Actinopteri, Perciformes, Anoplopomatidae. The record is from RefSeq and is a predicted model, not a curated record. Gene Ontology annotation, cellular component: cytoplasm.